This is a messenger RNA of Aspergillus puulaauensis, 504 nucleotides long. RefSeq names its product GNAT family N-acetyltransferase. The transcript has a single exon. NCBI's taxonomy places the organism in Eukaryota, Fungi, Ascomycota, Eurotiomycetes, Eurotiales, Aspergillaceae. The coding region runs from base 1 to 504 and encodes 167 amino acids. The record is from RefSeq and is a predicted model, not a curated record. Gene Ontology annotation, molecular function: acyltransferase activity, transferring groups other than amino-acyl groups.
AUGCCAUCAACAACAAUAACCCCCGCAGAGCCAACCCACACCCCAGCCAUAAAGGCCCUCAUCACAGCCGCAUUCACCAAAUACAUCGAGCGGAUGGGCAAACCCCCAGCCCCAAUGCUCGCAGACUACGCCAAUCUCGACGGUGUCUUUGUCCUUACUGCAGCUGCACCAUCGACUCUGACUCAAUCCAACCUAAACGCUGGCAAUGAGGAUGACACAAUCAUCCUCGGCUCCAUAACCCUCACCGAAGACCCAGAGACAGACUCAAUCAAAGUCAACAAUCUAGUCGUGGACCCUGCAGCACAGGGACGGGGGUUUGGGCGCGUUCUCAUGGAGUUUGCGGAGACGAGAGCUAGGGAGGUUGGUAGGGGGGCGGUUUCGUUGGCGACGAAUGUGAAGAUGGUUGAGAAUAUAGGGCUUUAUAAGAAAUUGGGGUUUGUGGAGGUUGGGAGGGGGGUGCAGGAUGGGUAUGAGAGGGUGUUUAUGAGGAAGGGUCUGGUUUAA